AUGCUCUCCUACGACAACUCGAUGCCCGUCAACGGGGUCAACGGGCAGGACGCAGCGCCCUCGGGCCCUGGGCAGAGCGCCUCCAACAGGGCCUCGUCCGCCGCGGCCGGCGGUCGCGCGCAAAAGCACCACCACAUCUGGCUGGUUACCGGCCCCGCCGGGUGCGGCAAGACGACGGUGGCCGAGUACCUGGCGGGCGCGCUGGACGUGCCCUACAUCGAGGGAGACUCGUUCCACACCGAGGCCAACAUUGAAAAGAUGCGGAGCGGCGUCCCGCUAACAGACGCCGACCGGUGGGACUGGCUCACCGCCCUCCGCGACGAGUCGAUGGGCCGCCUCAACCGCGGGUCCGAGGGCGUCGUCGUGACGUGCUCGGCCCUCAAGCGCAAGUACCGCGACGUCAUCCGCGUCGCCGCCUACUACGACCACGACAUCCUCGUCCACUUCAUCUUCCUCAGCGCCUCGCCCGAGGUGCUGCUCGAGCGCGUCUCCAACCGCAAGGGCCACUACAUGGGCGCCAACAUGGUCAAGAGCCAGUUCGACAUCCUCGAGCCCCCCGCCCAGGACGAGCGCGACGUCUUCAGCAUCGACGUGAGCCGCAGCAUCGAGGACGUCAAGCGAGACGCACUGGCCACGGCCUCGGACAUUAUGCAGGCCGACCGCUGA
This is a messenger RNA of Purpureocillium lilacinum, 666 nucleotides long. RefSeq lists its product as uncharacterized. Gene Ontology annotation, molecular function: gluconokinase activity. Gene Ontology annotation, cellular component: cytoplasm. The record is from RefSeq and is a predicted model, not a curated record. NCBI's taxonomy places the organism in Eukaryota, Fungi, Ascomycota, Sordariomycetes, Hypocreales, Ophiocordycipitaceae.